UGUCGCGUAAGGGAGAACUGAACUAGGGUUUGUUCAUAAUAUAAAUAUCAAUUAUUGAACUUCAUUUCUUCCCUCUCCCGUUUGUAAGACCGUGCUGCCUCACCUUCACUGUCACUCUCCGCAAGAUGGCUGUUACCUUAUCAGAUCUCCACACAGAGUCAGGCCUCAAAUCCCUUGAUGAAUUCCUCUCUGGCAAGACCUAUAUUUCUGGGGAUCAGUUCACAAAGGAUGACAUCAAAGUGUUUGCAGCUGUUUUGGAGAAGCCGGGGGACACUUUUCCCAAUGCUAGCACGUGGUACGAUGUUGUCUCUUCUCAUCUUGCUGCAAGCUUCCCCGGAAAUGCUCAAGGGGUAAGAUUCAGUGGCAAAGCUGCUGCUCCAGCUGAGGCUGCACCUGCAAAACCGGAUGCUUCUGCUGCUGAAGAUGAUGAUGACCUUGAUCUCUUUGGCGAUGAGACUGAGGAGGAAAAGAAGGCGGCUGAGGAAAGGGAGGCUGCCAAAAAGCCUGCCAAGAAGAAAGAGAGUGGCAAAUCUUCUGUUCUUCUCGAUGUUAAGCCUUGGGAUGAUGAGACAGACAUGAAGAAGUUGGAAGAGGCUGUUCGCAGUGUUGAGAUGUCUGGUCUAUUGUGGGGAGCAUCCAAACUGGUUCCUGUUGGUUAUGGGAUCAAGAAGUUGCAGAUCAUGUUAACCAUUGUUGAUGAUCUCGUAUCCGUGGACUCCCUUAUUGAGGAGCAUCUGACAGUUGAGCCUUGCAAUGAAUAUGUCCAAAGCUGUGAUAUUGUUGCAUUCAACAAAAUUUAAGUGUUUUUUGUUGAACUUCAGUGUAGCCAUUUUCAAGCGGCUGAUUAGUCUGUUUUUCUUUGAUAAAUCUCAACCCGCCCCUUUUCAUCUUUUAUGUCUAGUUUGUGUUUCAGUGGUGAUUUAUUACUAGAAUUCUGAGAAGUAAAAGAUAUAUAUUCUGACCCCUUUUUUUUUUUAUAGAUUUCUUCACUUGUUAAUUGAUUAUCUGAUUAAUCCACUUCGAGU
Molecule: messenger RNA, 1025 nt
Organism: Gastrolobium bilobum
Lineage: Eukaryota; Viridiplantae; Streptophyta; Magnoliopsida; Fabales; Fabaceae
Product: elongation factor 1-beta 1-like
Exons: 6
Coding region: 126-800 (224 amino acids)
Biological process (GO): translational elongation
Cellular component (GO): cytosol; eukaryotic translation elongation factor 1 complex
Molecular function (GO): guanyl-nucleotide exchange factor activity; translation elongation factor activity
Source: RefSeq, a predicted model, not a curated record